Molecule: messenger RNA, 813 nt
Organism: Lactuca virosa
Lineage: Eukaryota; Viridiplantae; Streptophyta; Magnoliopsida; Asterales; Asteraceae
Source: the annotation of a GenBank genome assembly
AACCCACCCUUGAACGCGUGGCUCACGAUUUUUACGAAUAUAUCAUACAAACUUCCUCAUAAACUGAUAAACACGUAGUGAAUAUACCUGCAACAACCCAACAAUGGUGAAAGAAGAAGAGGUGAUUCUACUGAACUUAUGGGCAAGCAUGUAUGGGAUGAAGGUCAUGAUCGCGCUUGCUGAGAAGGGUGUUCAUAUGAGUACAGAGAAGAAGAUUUAAGGAACAAGAGUCAGCUUCUCUUGAAGAUGAACCCGGUUCACAAGAAAUUCCCGGUUCUCAUCCACAACGGAAAACCGAUCUGCGAGUCAAACAUCAUUGUUGAAUAUAUCGAUGAAGUCUGGAAAGAUAAAGCUCCAUUGUUUCCUUCUGAUACUUACGACAAAGCUCAUGCGAGGUUUUGGGCUGACUUUAUUGAUAAGAAGAUAUACCAAAUUGGGUGGAAGUUGUACACAAGAAAAGGGGAAGAACAUGAGGUAGCAAGGAAAGAGUUCAUGGAUUCUCUUAAACUGAUUGAAGGAGAGCUUGGAGACAAGCCUUACUUCGGAGGUGACAGUUUCGGGUAUCUUGAUCUGUCUUUGAUACCAUUUCAUUCAUGGUUUCAUUCCUAUGAAACAUAUGGGAAAUUGAACAUACAACAAGACUUCCCAAAAUUGAUUGCUUGGGGUAAAAGGUGCUUUCAGAACAAGAAGAGUGUGUCUAACACUCUUCCUGAUUCGCUAAAGAAGCUGGUGUUGGGGUUUUCUGCGGGAGUCAGCAUGAUCGCGACAGAAGAGGAGGAAGGUUAUAAGGAGGGAGGGAAAGAUGAUGGCUAG